GCGAAAGCCCAGGAGCGGCGCCCGCCGGAAGGGGCGGGGCGAUUGGCCAGGUUUCCUGGCGACUCGGCCGCUUGGGAUCUGUUUUCGUGGCUUCUAUCUUUUUCCUAUCUUGACGUGUGUGCCGGCCGGUCAUGCCUUGGCUGCUCUCAGCUCCCAAGAUGGUUCCUGCUAUAGCAAACGCUCGCGGCCUCUCAGGAUGCAUGUUGUGUUUACAACGAAGGUACUCCCUCCAGGCUGUCUCAGAGAGGAGGAUUCCAAACAGAUACCUAGGCCAGCCCAGCCCCUUUACACACCCACACCUUCUUAGACCAGGGGAGGUGACUCCAGGACUAUCUCAGGUAGAAUACGCACUUCGCCGACACAAACUGAUGUCUCUGAUCCACAAGGAAUUGCAAGGGCAGAGCGGGACUGACCAGACCAUAAUUGUGCUCUCCAACCCGACUUACUACAUGAGCAACGAUAUCCCCUACACUUUUCACCAGGAGAACAAUUUCCUGUACCUGUGUGGUUUCCAAGAGCCUGAUAGCAUUCUGGUCCUUCAGAGCCUCCCUGGCAAGGAGCUACCAUCACACAAAGCCAUGCUUUUUGUGCCUCGGAGAGACCCCAGUCGAGAACUUUGGGAUGGCCCACGAUCUGGCACUGACGGAGCAAUAGCUCUAACUGGAGUAGAUGAAGCCUAUACCCUAGAAGAAUUUCAACAUUUCAUACCAAAACUGAAAGCUGAGACAAACAUGGUUUGGUAUGACUGGAUGAGGCCCUCUCACACACAGCUUCACGCUGACUACAUGCAGCAUCUGAUUGAGGCCAAAGCCAGGAGCAAGAACAAGGUUCGGGGUGUCCAGCAGCUCGUACAGCGCCUCCGGCUGAUCAAAUCUCCUGCAGAAAUUGAACGAAUGCAGAUUGCUGGAAAGCUAACAUCACAGGCUUUCAUUGAGACCAUGUUUGCCAGUAAAGCCCCAGUGAACGAAGCCUUUCUUUAUGCUAAGUUUGAAUUUGAAUGCCGAGCUCGAGGUGCUGACAUCUUAGCCUACCCACCUGUGGUUGCUGGUGGUAACCGGUCUAACACUUUGCACUAUGUGAAGAAUAAUCAGCUCAUCAAGGAUGGAGAAAUGGUGCUUCUGGAUGGAGGUUGUGAGUCUUCCUGUUACGUCAGUGACAUCACCCGUACUUGGCCUGUCAGUGGGAGGUUCACUGCACCUCAGGCAGAACUCUAUGAAGCUGUUCUAGAGAUUCAGAAAGCUUGCCUGACCCUCUGCUCCCCUGGGACAAGCUUGGACAACAUAUAUAGCAUGAUGCUGAAAUUGAUAGGACAGAAGCUUAAAGAACUAGGGAUCAUGAAGAAUGUUAAAGAAAAUAAUGGCUUCAAGGCUGCUCGAAAAUACUGCCCUCAUCAUGUUGGCCAUUACCUUGGGAUGGAUGUGCAUGACACUCCAGAUAUGCCCCGUUCACUCCCUCUGCAGCCUGGGAUGGUAAUCACAAUUGAGCCAGGCAUUUAUAUUCCAGAGGAUGACAGAGAUGCCCCAGAGAAAUUUCGGGGUCUUGGUGUACGAAUUGAGGAUGAUAUAUUGGUGACCAGAGACUCACCUUUCAUCCUUUCUGCAGAUUGUCCCAAAGAGUUGAAUGACAUCAAACAGAUAUGCAGCAGGGCCUCUUGACCUUCAUCGCAGCCCACAUGCAUCUCAGAUCCACGAGGGUGUGCCCUGGCAUCUCUGCACAUGUGCUUUCUGUGUGUACACUUACACACGAGUUCCAUCUGGGAGGGUGCAGCAUCUCUAUGAAUGUAUAUCACAAUGUAUGUGGGAUUUAAGGAAAUAGAAAUCUGGAAAAAUGAAUUUUGAACAGUACGUUACUACAGCAUUAGUAACGUUAAUUCAGUAGAAUUAAUGACCUGAAUAAGUUUAAUUUUUCUUUUUUUUCUUUUCUUUUUUUUUUUUUUUUUUGUAGAGACUAGAGACAGAGUUUCACUUUAUCACCCUCAGUAGAGUGCCGUGGCAUCACACAGCUCACAGCAACCUCCAACUCCUGGGCCUAGGCGAUUCUCCUGCCUCAGCCUCCCGAGUAGCUGGGACUACAGGCGCCCGCCACAACGCCCGGCUAUUUUUUUGUUGCAGUUUGGCCAGGGCUGGGUUUGAACCCGCCACCCUCGGUAUAUGGGGCCGGCGCCCUGCUCACUGAGCCACAGGUGCCGCCCUUCUUUUUUUUUUUUUUUUUUUAGAGGCAGAAUCUCAUUUCGUUGCCCUCGGUAGAGUGCUAUGUAA
Molecule: messenger RNA, 2258 nt
Organism: Nycticebus coucang (slow loris)
Lineage: Eukaryota; Metazoa; Chordata; Mammalia; Primates; Lorisidae
Gene: XPNPEP3
Product: X-prolyl aminopeptidase 3
Exons: 10
Coding region: 132-1655 (507 amino acids)
Cellular component (GO): mitochondrion
Molecular function (GO): manganese ion binding; metalloaminopeptidase activity
Source: RefSeq, a predicted model, not a curated record